GCAAUAUCAGGCACCUGCUCCAUUGGCGCAAACAGCCGUGCCUGACAUUGGCUACUGCAGACACCGCCUCUUUGACCUGUCUGUGAAACCCUGACGGCUCUUGCGAGCGCCUCCUUUGCCUGUUCAUCCCGAGCUACUACCUACCAGCCGUCAGCUGGACCCCCACACUCAGCCUGGCUCGUGAGCGGGAGCGUUACUCCAUCCCCCGUUCGCACUAUUUAAGUACCUCUACUAUCCUAGGUAGGUGAUCCAACCAUUACCGUUGACGUAUUUGUUCCGUUCGUCGCUCUGCUUCCCGAAUUACUCUUUGUCAAAAAGUCUCCGCUUUGAUCUGCAACCGAUUGUUUCUAUAUAAGCACGUAAAAGUCUUAACUCAACAAUAUUUUUGGUUACCAUGUCACCACUCCUUGACGCACCUUCCACCCCAGAUAGCUACUCCUACUCCGACGAGCCUUACCAGCCCGUUCAAUCAGCGUACACAAUGAGCAACAACUCCAGCAACCGACCCCUUGUACCGGGGAUAUACGUUCCGACUGUAGCAUUCUUCGACCCAGCAACAGAUGACGUAGAUGUCGAAACCAUUGCCAGCCACGCAGUCCGUCUCGCAAAAGCUGGUGUUGCCGGUAUCACAACACAAGGCUCCAAUGGCGAGGCCGUCCAUCUAUCCCACAAGGAGCGUAAUCUCAUCACCAGCACAACCCGCCAAGCCCUCGAUGCUGCUGGAUUCGAGAACAUGCCUGUGAUUGUCGGCUGUGGUGUCCAAUCAACACGGGAGUGCAUUGAGCUCUGCGAAGAAGCAGCCUCCGCUGGCGGAGACUACGCGCUGGUUCUUCCUCCCGCGUACUACCAGGGCCUGUUUUCCAAAGAUACAAUCAAGGAAUUCUUCAAGGAUGUUGCCACGGCUUCUCCAAUCCCGAUCUUGAUCUACAACUACCCCGGUGCUGUUUCGGGCCUGGAUCUCAACUCGGAUGUCAUCAUUGAGCUAGCACAGCACCCCAAUAUUGUGGGCUGCAAGCUGACUUGUGGCAACACCGGAAAGCUCAACCGAGUUGCCGCAGCCACAAACGCAGCCACAGUCUCCAGCCCUGGAUCAGGCUUCAUGUGCAUGGGCGGCUCCGUCGACUUUACCCUGCAGACGCUUGUUGGUGGAGGAUCCGGCAUCAUCGGCGGCACGGCAAACAUUGCGCCAAAGACCUGCGUCAAACUGGUCGAGCUUUUCAAAUCUGGCAAGCUCGCGGAAGCUCAAAAGGUGCAGGCCAUUGUUGCCCGUGGCGAUUGGGCGGCAAUUCAGGGCGGCAUUAUCGGCACCAAGGCUGGCCUUGUUGCGCACUUUGGGUAUGGAGGAUAUGCUCGCAAGCCGCUUCCCAGACCAUCGAAAGAGGAGACGAACAAGUGGCGAGAAGCGUUUGAUGAGCUUGUCAAGACCGAGAACUCUUUGUGAGAUCACUCGCGUGUUUUGGACCGCAUUUCGACUUGGUGUAGCUAUAUUCGAGCGUCAUGCAUUCAUGUCAGAUUGCUUUUGCAUAGCAACGGUGGGCGGUCUUUUGUAGCACUUCAGCGUCUCAUACAUUUUCAAUUAAGAUUAUUGUUCCUA
This is a messenger RNA of Boeremia exigua, 1594 nucleotides long. RefSeq lists its product as uncharacterized. NCBI's taxonomy places the organism in Eukaryota, Fungi, Ascomycota, Dothideomycetes, Pleosporales, Didymellaceae. Gene Ontology annotation, molecular function: 4-hydroxy-tetrahydrodipicolinate synthase activity. The record is from RefSeq and is a predicted model, not a curated record. Bases 395 to 1441 code for a protein of 348 amino acids. The transcript has a single exon.